This is a messenger RNA of Zychaea mexicana, 3308 nucleotides long. RefSeq names its product autophagy-related protein 13-domain-containing protein. The record is from RefSeq and is a predicted model, not a curated record. Gene Ontology annotation, biological process: autophagosome assembly; piecemeal microautophagy of the nucleus; protein localization to phagophore assembly site. The transcript has 10 exons. NCBI's taxonomy places the organism in Eukaryota, Fungi, Mucoromycota, Mucoromycetes, Mucorales, Lichtheimiaceae. Gene Ontology annotation, cellular component: cytosol; phagophore assembly site; extrinsic component of membrane. Bases 293 to 3070 code for a protein of 925 amino acids.
GUUUUGCUUCGUAGUGGACGCUGGAGCUACCAACCGCACUUGCGCACACACACACACACACACACACACUGACUCACUUUCUCGUUGCCAAUAAACCCGAACGCUACAUACCAGCUUCUCUUGCCUCUCUUUCUUUCUAACCCUUCCUCCUCUUUCUCUACCCUGCUGCUCUAUCUACCACUACUCCCUUGACCUCUCGUUGCUGCUGCCAUUUCAUCUAUUUAAAGGGCUGUUACAACUCUAAGCAAUCAAAAAAAAAGAACGGUGUUACGAUUAUUAUGCAAUACACACGAUGAGCUUCCCCGGCAAUCCACCCGCAUCUUCCAGCAAUCCUAUGCAGGCGGGACCUCGCUCUUAUCAAUCGUCACCCGUCGCUCCUACUGGUCCUUCAGCAUCCACUUCAUUCAACACUCGCCACAAGUUGGAACAUAUUGUUCAAAACUUUUACACAAAGACGGCCCAGGUGGUAGUUCAGGCACGCUUAGAUCCAGAACAACAAGGCAGCACGAAUCGUCGCAGUAGCAGUAGUAGUAGCACUCUAGCAAGCAACAGCAGCAAAACGAACAAGCCAAACAAAUGGUUUAACAUAGCAACACAAGACAUUGACUUUUUGCGAGAAGAAUUGAAAUUUUGGCGUGCAUUAUCGAUACAAUCAGAAGCAGGAGAGCCGCCACCACUCAUACUGGACGUUGUUCUGGAUGUGUCGCAAUUGACACAGAGUCAGAUUUUGGUGUUGGCAGAUGAUCCGUCACGACUCAACAAGGUCGACAUAAACGGUGUGGAAACCAUCUUACUCGAACGAUGGGUAUUGUCUCUCAACCAUCCAUUACCGGAUUUCUCAGUGGAUCUACCGAAUCUGUACAAACGAAGCAUUGCAUUCUUCCGGGCCCUGUAUUCAUUCGUCAGAUUACUGCCCUGUUACAGUCUGCAUGGAAGACUUUGCAAUUACGGCCAACUGAAUGGCUUGGCACUAAACUAUCGGUUGACUUCGACGCCUACAUAUCGCAAUGAUGAGAUCCCGCUAGAUCAACCCAUGCUGCGUGGCGGUGCCACCGAUGAAUACGAGUUUUCAAAUGUUGUGACACCGUUGGGGACCUUUAAACUCCAUGUCGAGUACCGCAAGAAUUGCGAUUUUCGACUAGAAGACUCAGAACGCGAUUUGAGUGCACGCAUGAUUGACAUGGAUGAACACUUUUUUACACCCACCAUGGUGCAACACCGACAAGAACAACACCCACGCGCAAUAUAUCCGCACGAUGAAGAAGCAACGGCAUCCCGUCAUGCACACCGCAAUUCUCCGCCUUAUGCAAAUGCUCGACAAAGCAGCACCGACUCGUCCGAUCCACGCGAAAUCAUUCAACAGCAACAGCGAAAAUCGAGUAUGGGUUUUCGCGGAGGAUCACCCACAUCUGUAUCACCAUUGAAUCGUGAGACGGGCUCUAGUUUGCGUGCCAGUCCAGUCAAAUCCUCCACUACUGCUGUUGUCGGUACUCCGCCGACGAGCACGAAAAGAAGAACAUCGGCACCACACAUGUCUCCGUUUAAAUCGCCCUCGCUUUCUUCUUCGCCACAAGCUGAGGCUUUAUUAUCGUCAGGUGUCCGACCACAAGCUUCUCCAAGUGAAAGAACACGAGCACUUAAUGUUGAAAGCUCCUCAUCGACGAGUAGAAACAAGGUAGAAUUUUCGCCAAGUUUUGACAAGAUACAAAGUAGCCCUGGUCGAACAGAGACAAGUAUGAUGACUAGACGAUGGUCUCGUGCUAGCGACCAUAGCUCGAUCAAUAAUUUCAGUACCGAUGAUCCCGAACUUGAAGAAUUCAUACGAGCAGCAGCCGCCAAGCCUGAUCUUAAACUGGCUCAGAGUCGAGCCAGCAACAGCAGUCAGAUGAUGGAAAGUGCAAACUUGUCGCCUACUUCAGAAACCAGCAGCAGUUUAGGUGCUAGUGGAUAUGGUAGCGGAUCCAUUUAUCGGUCCAAGAAAGCACUCUCUCAUUAUAAGAAUUUGCGAGAUACCCAUAAUACAUUGUCUGAAUCACUGUCAUCUAGCGUGCUCACAAGUGGCGAACGGCAAGAGUCAUCACCUGCUGUUGGCACGUCGUUAGGAUCAUCAUCUACAUCUUCGAAUAGUCGACCCUAUCUACCGGCAGUUCGCUCACCAUUGCAUUCAGAGGGAAGCGCGAGCAACAGCAACAAUCCAUCAACAUCACCGAUGCAUAUUCCACGUAGCCAUCAUCGCCAUAGCCUCGGUAAUACUAGCGACACCGGCAAUAAUACCACUACCACCACUACAAGCACUACCUCUACUACUGCAGCUGUAGCAGCUGUUGGAUCUCAUACAGCUACAACCACUGCUACUACUGCCAUUUCAACUGCUCGACAGCAUCGACGAUAUCACUCCUCACAAAACGCCAAAUACAACAAAGAAGCUGGCGACGGACAUGACUGCGUUAAUGAUGUAAAUGCAGACGGGGCCUUUUCCAGCUAUCCACAAGAUCGUCAUCACGAUGAACUGCGCCGACUCUGUGUUCUCGAAAGCGAUUCCUCCUCAUCCAUGAUCCGCAGACAAGAAAGCCUGAGCAGUUUACAAGAUGACUCCCAUGCAGGUCUUCAGAGCUCUGGCAGUGUCAUGCACAAUCAAGGCGGACGGGCGAGCUCCCUUGACGAUGACGAUUCACUUGUAUUCAAAAUGAGCGAACUUGAAGCCCACCAUCCUGCAGAUGAAUCCAAUGACAAUAUUGUACUGCAUGGUACCCGUGAUUAUGCACGUCGGCUUGGUAUCAAUAGUCCUAGUAGCAGAACAGCGGCAACAACGACGGCAUCAUCAUCCCCAUCAUCGCCAAUAACUACGACAACAAUGAUGGCAGCUUCGUCGCCGAUAACAACGACAGCAGCAGUCGGGGUUGAUCCAAACGCAAUCACGCCUGUACGCCGUAUCAGUAGCAGCACAAGUAUACCCCAGACUACGGUCGCUAUGGCCACGGUUGUGGAAGAGGAGGAAAGAAGUGCAAGUGCAAGCAAUAGUAGUAGUAAAAGUGAUCCCCAUUCUAAAUAUCCUCGUGACUUUUGGUGAAAGUUUCCCUUUCUUAUUCUCUUGUAAUGAGCACCUUUACGUAAAUCUUUAUCAUGCACACACAAAUUCACUCACACACUCGCACUUUUACACUUAACGCAGCAUAAAUCACAGACAAAUUUCCAUGCGCACACCACCAUCCCCACUCGCCCCCAUCCGUUUUUUUUUGUUUUGCAUUUCCUUUUUUUUUUGUUUUUCUUUUUGUACUUUUAAUAUCAGUUAUUUAUGUGUGAAAACA